This is a messenger RNA of Boeremia exigua, 1064 nucleotides long. RefSeq lists its product as uncharacterized. The record is from RefSeq and is a predicted model, not a curated record. Gene Ontology annotation, biological process: DNA repair. NCBI's taxonomy places the organism in Eukaryota, Fungi, Ascomycota, Dothideomycetes, Pleosporales, Didymellaceae. Gene Ontology annotation, molecular function: catalytic activity. Bases 44 to 910 code for a protein of 288 amino acids. The transcript has 2 exons.
CAGCGACAGCGACAGCGACAGCAACAUCAAUAACAAAGCUAUCAUGACACCCUUACACGUCGAAAAGAUCUCUUCAGAUGUGUUCAGAGCAGCAUUAGCACGCUAUCCAGGCGCCGCACCGUCGAUACUAGCAGACCUGGACGCCCUUCGCUAUCAGAUGGUGCCAGCGAAAUUGGAGAACAUGAAAGGGGAUCCGCAUUUGUUAAAGGCUGAUGUGGAGAAGCUGGUCGAAUGGAAACUUAAACAUGGCACCUUCCGUCCAGCGCUCAUGAAUCUCGUCAAAUCCAACCCCGCAGACUUGAUCAAAGCGACUACUCAAUCGGCCUUUUCUUCCCUCGAGUCCGGCGGGGAUGUCAUGGCCGCCCUCAAGAUCCUCACACAACUCCGCGGCAUUGGCCCCGCGACCGCGUCCCUGCUUCUCAGCGUGUAUCAGCCUGAUGAAGUGCCCUUCUUUUCCGAUGAGCUUUUUCGCUGGACACAUUGGGGCGGUUCUGGCGCAGGGGAAGGGUGGGAGAGGAAGAUCAAGUAUAACGUUAGUGAGUACAAAGAAAUUCUUGCGAGCAUCAGGGCGUUGAGGGAGAGGUUGGACGUUGGGGCUACGCAGGCAGAGAAGGUGGCAUAUGUUUUAGGGAUGGAGAAGUUGGACAUGGAUGGUGGCGUUGGUGGAGAGGAGAAGACGACGGAGAAGAAGACAAUUGGGGCGCAGCCGCGUGCAAAAGUGACAGCAAAGGAGGGGAAGGAGGAUGAUUCAGGGAUCAAAGGCGGAGGAGAUCAUCAAGAUGGAGCCAAAGAUUCUGCCAAGCUCUUGUCCAAAGAUGAAAAUAUAGAGAAGAAAGGCACGAAGAGAAAAGCACAAGAGCAAAAGGUACCUACAGAAGGAACACGACGAAGCACGCGGAAGAAGGUCUGAACAAACAGAUAUCUUAUUGUAGAUAUGAGACACAGGGGUCUAGCUGUCAGCGGGAAGAACGUUCGAGCAACAGAAAGCGAAAGUGCGCUACACAUUCACAAGGCAUGGGACCCGGUAUACAACUUGUUGGACAACCAGUUUAUUUGAAAUACGG